Messenger RNA from Zerene cesonia (dogface butterfly), 1648 nucleotides. RefSeq names its product eukaryotic translation initiation factor 2 subunit 3 (gene eIF2gamma). Gene Ontology annotation, molecular function: translation initiation factor activity; tRNA binding; GTP binding. Gene Ontology annotation, biological process: formation of translation preinitiation complex; positive regulation of translational fidelity. The coding region runs from base 187 to 1590 and encodes 467 amino acids. The record is from RefSeq and is a predicted model, not a curated record. Gene Ontology annotation, cellular component: eukaryotic translation initiation factor 2 complex; cytosol. The transcript is spliced from 9 exons. Lineage: Eukaryota; Metazoa; Arthropoda; Insecta; Lepidoptera; Pieridae.
GUUGACAUUUAUGACAUACCCGCCGUACCUACUGCAUCUCAACUAAAAUUUAUUAUAGCCACGCUAUAUAUUUUAAUAGGUUAAGGGUUAUAUUUUAAUGUGUACCUUGUAAAAUACUACAUAUAUCUGUAGCGUUUCUUUGUUACAUAAAAUUUUCAUUUAUAAACUAAGAAAAUUUAAGGAAAAAUGGCUUCGAGUGAAGGCCGUGCACAGUCAAACUUGCAUCAGCAAGAUUUGUCUAAAUUGGAUGUCACAAAACUUUCGGCUUUAUCGCCAGAAGUAAUAUCGAGACAAGCAACUAUCAAUAUUGGAACUAUUGGACAUGUAGCUCAUGGAAAAUCAACUGUAGUAAAAGCUAUUUCAGGUGUGCAAACUGUCAGAUUUAAAAAUGAGCUGGAAAGAAACAUUACUAUUAAACUGGGUUACGCGAACGCGAAAAUCUACAAAUGCGACAACCCAAAAUGCCCUAGACCGACCAGUUUCAUAUCGGGCGGUUCGUCCAAGGACGACAACUUCCCGUGCUUGCGGCCCGCGUGCACGGGGCGCUUCCAGCUUGUGCGACAUGUCAGCUUUGUGGACUGCCCCGGGCACGACAUUCUUAUGGCUACUAUGUUGAACGGAGCCGCUGUCAUGGACGCCGCGCUUUUGUUGAUCGCUGGCAACGAGUCGUGCCCACAGCCACAGACCAGUGAGCACUUGGCCGCCAUCGAGAUCAUGAAGCUGAAGCACAUCCUCAUCCUGCAGAACAAGAUCGAUUUGGUGAAGGAGGGCCAGGCGAAGGAGCAGCAUGAACAGAUCGUCAAAUUCGUCCAGGGCACCGUCGCUGAUGGAGCACCCAUUAUACCAAUUUCUGCCCAGUUGAAGUACAAUAUUGAGGUGCUGUGCGAGUACAUAACGAAGAAGAUCCCGGUGCCGCUGCGCGACUUCACGUCGCCGCCGCGCAUGAUCGUGAUCCGCUCGUUCGACGUGAACAAGCCGGGCUGCGAGGUGGACGACCUGCGCGGCGGCGUCGCCGGCGGCUCCAUCCUGCAGGGCGUGCUCACCGUCGGCAUGGAGAUCGAGGUGCGGCCCGGGCUGGUGAGCAAGGACGCGGAGGGGCGGCUGACGUGCCGGCCGAUCUUCUCGCGCAUCGUGUCGCUGUUCGCGGAGCAGAACGAGCUGCAGUUCGCGGCGCCCGGCGGCCUCAUCGGCGUGGGCACGCGCAUCGAGCCCACGCUCUGCCGCGCCGACCGCCUCGUGGGACAGGUGCUAGGAGCUGUGGGAGCGUUACCGGGCAUCUUUGUGAAGCUCGAAGUGUCGUACUACUUGCUCAAGCGACUGCUCGGCGUCCGCACGGAGGGCGACAAGAAGGCCGCUAAAGUGCAGAAAUUGACCAAGAACGAGGCUCUCCUCGUGAACAUCGGUUCCCUGAGCACGGGCGGGCGCGUGCUGGCGACGAAGGCCGACUUGGCCAAAAUCGCGCUCACGUCGCCCGUGUGCACCGAGGUCGGCGAGAAGGUGGCCCUCUCGCGUAGGGUCGAGAACCACUGGAGAUUAAUCGGUUGGGGACAGAUCCAGGGAGGAGAAACUAUCGAACCGCUAAAGAAUUGAAAAUAUCGCUCUUAGCUUUUAUAUUGUAUUUUAAAUAUUUAAUAAAACAUUAUAUAUA